AAAAAAUAGUUUUUUAAAAGAAAAACCAGUUGGAUACCAAAAAUAUUUGCCUACAAGAAAGGGGGGAGUUGCUGUUUCUUGAAGGAAGAACCUUAAUAGUUGAUACUACUUUCUGUAUUUGUCACUUACUCUCAUAAUUCUUCCCCCUUUUUCCAGCAUGGAUGUCAAGGUCUGCCUGUUUCUUGUCCUACUUGGUGCUGUGUGUUGUACAGCUAGAGAAUUAGCAGUCCCUGACCUCCUUAUUAUAGAAACCGAGGAUGUUUCAGCAUUGUGGACAAGUAACCUACAGGCACAGAAACAACUUCAGCCUCUGAAAGAUGUCAGCCAUAGUAAAGGAUUAUGCACGUUGUGUGAAGAAUAUACUGCUACUGCACUUGGUUACCUUGCUAAUAACAAGACCCAGACAAAGAUAUUUGACAUACUUCUCACGACCUGUUCAAAGAUGCCAAUAUACAAGCAGGAGUGCACUGCCAUGGUGGAUAAAUAUGUCCCUCUCUUCUUCUUAGAGAUCUCCAGUAUAAAACCUGACGACAUUUGCCAAAAGGUUGACCUUUGUCGGAAAGUGGUUUCCAUCUCUCAACAGUUCUCCCAAAAUGGCUGUGACUUAUGCCAUCAAGUGGUUAGCGAGACACUAUCAAAACUGAAAGAUCCUGACACCCAGUUAGACAUACUUCAGUUGCUCUUGAAGGCAUGUGAAUCUGUUGAAAAAUACGCCAAUAAGUGCAAGAAAAUGGUCUUCGAAUAUGCACCAGUAAUCCUCAUUAACGCGGAAAAUUUUCUGGAGAAAAAUGACGUAUGCACUAUUCUGCAUGCCUGUCAGCCUGCUAUUGAUAAAGAGGAAGCAUUACCAAAGAUGCAAACUUCACUGCAUUCUGCCUCUUAAGUGAAGACAGGUUGCUGAGCCUAGCUUGGUAUGUAUUGUAUGUAAACAAUUGGAUUACCAUCUUUCAGUUUGUGCCUUGUUUGUGUAUGUGUAAACUUUAUCUCUUCUUUAUAUACAAUGACGUUUAUGGAAGAAGCUCAAUUUAAUAAAAGUUACGUUCUUAA
Molecule: messenger RNA, 1047 nt
Organism: Solanum dulcamara
Lineage: Eukaryota; Viridiplantae; Streptophyta; Magnoliopsida; Solanales; Solanaceae
Exons: 6
Coding region: 158-883 (241 amino acids)
Biological process (GO): lipid metabolic process
Source: RefSeq, a predicted model, not a curated record